UACUGGAACAUAAUUAUCUCAUAAUUAUAUUAUCUUACAAAAAGAGUUGUAUUUAGACUUGUUCUCUAAGUAAGUUGUUCGAGUUAGAUCCAAAGAGUUCUAUUCAGAGACUUUCACUAACGUAUUCAAGUCGACAGGGCUGCCCUAAUUACUCAUUUUACAACUCUAAUGGCGAAAUUUUCCAUUACACGUUCAACGACAACACCAAUACAACCAAAUAGAGACAUAAUAAGCAGCUUGCCAGAUGAUAUUGUUCGUCAUAUAUUGUCACAUCUGGAAACAAAACAUGCUGUGAGAACAAGUAUUCUGUCCAAAAGAUGGCGUAAGGCUUGGUCGAUGUGUCUUUCCAGUUUCAGUUUGGACGAUAGUUUAGUCCGUGUUGAUCGCCUAGAUUGCUUCGGAAAAUUCGUAGAGAGUGUCUUGCUUCAUCGUCGUGGCCCCCUUAAAAGUUUAAAAGUUCGCUUCGAGAAACUACCUCAUGAAGACGUAAAACAAUAUAUUUGCGCUGCGAUUAGGCGAAAUGUUGAGGAGCUUGAUUUAAGCAUAAAGAAUGGUCCUUUUACGUUACCAUUAUUUAAAUUACCCCAAAUUCUUUUUAGUUGUAAGACCAUCAAGAUUCUAAGGCUUCGUUCUAAAAUUAAUUUCAUGGUUAAUAUUGACGAUUCUGUGCCGUUUCCAAAUCUCAAAGUUCUUCAUAUUGUUUGUCUAAUAAUUUUUGAUGAUCUUACUAUAGAAAAAAUGUUAGCCAAGGCUCCACUUCUUGAAGAAUUAUUAAUGCAGACAGAAAUGCCAGUUUUUUAUGGAGAGACUUUGCGUAUUCAGUCAUCAUCUCUCAAACGUUUGGUCAUUCGAAGCAAGCAUACGCUGACUAGUUGCUGUGGCUUGCUAAUUAAAGCUCCCAAACUCGAGUAUCUUCGUCUCAACGAUUUCCUGAGCGAAGAGUUUGAGGUGGAGCGGUUAUCAUCGCUUGUUAAAGCAGCUAUCGAUGUUGGACAAUGCAAAAUUAGUCCUAGAACAGAUCCAGUUUUCUAUCGGAGUCAUGUACUUGGUCUUUUGAGAGAAAUUGACAAUGUCAAGGUUUUGAGCUUAUCAGCAUCAACGCUGCAGAUUCUUGCUGAGGCAUCAGAAGAAGAUAAUUUUCCAACUUUUCCUAAUUUGACACAAUUAAAGCUGGCAGUUGUGGGAAACGGAUGGCUGAUCCUACCUAAGCUACUCGAUUCCUCUCCCAAAUUGAAAGCAUUUACCAUCACUAGAAAGGUUAAAGAUUAUUUGAAAUCAACCAGUGUUACCGUUCCUGGUGACGCAAUUUUUAAAGAAGAAUCGGUGGCCAAGUGCUUAUUGCGCUCCCUGGAGAAAUUUGAACUGAAAGGAUUCGACGGGAAUAAAGCAGAGAAGGAAGUGUUGGAAUAUUUUAUCAAGAAUGCAAGUUUCUUGAAACUAUUAAAACUCUCAUUUUCUGCUACAAUGAGUUCUGACAACAAGGCACUCACUCUCAGAAAGCUUAUCUUUUUUCCAACCACAUGCCAAAUCUUAAUCGCGUAGUCCGUAGCUUAAGUAUUAUGUUUACUUUCUCGCAGUGAUAGCAAUAUUAAUUUUGCAUUCAUUUAUUUUCUAAUGAGAUGCAUAUGGUACAUUAACA
Mercurialis annua (annual mercury) is the source of this 1639-nucleotide messenger RNA. RefSeq names its product putative F-box/FBD/LRR-repeat protein At5g22670. Gene Ontology annotation, molecular function: protein binding. The transcript has 3 exons. The record is from RefSeq and is a predicted model, not a curated record. Lineage: Eukaryota; Viridiplantae; Streptophyta; Magnoliopsida; Malpighiales; Euphorbiaceae. The coding region runs from base 169 to 1542 and encodes 457 amino acids.